Messenger RNA from Alligator mississippiensis (American alligator), 5577 nucleotides. It is a transcript of the gene CENPM, whose product is annotated as centromere protein M. The record is from RefSeq and is a predicted model, not a curated record. The transcript is spliced from 6 exons. Bases 112 to 645 code for a protein of 177 amino acids. Lineage: Eukaryota; Metazoa; Chordata; Crocodylia; Alligatoridae.
CAUUGGCCCGCAGCGCUUCCGCUUCCCGACGUAGGCCCCGGCCUCACGCAAGCUGCGUGCCGAUGACGUUGUAUGCAGCGACAGCGGCGAUUUGAAUCGUAGCGCGCGAGGAUGUCGGUGGUGCGGCCUUUCGACAAGCUGCCGGUGCUCAACUCCGCCGCCAUCCUGUUGGUGGGCACCGAUGAAGAUCUCCAGAGGCAGCUAGCACAGACUAUUCUUAAGGAGAAAAAAGACUUCAAGAUCAGCAUCCAUCUGGCAACCUCUCUUCCUUUACCUGCUGAGAGAGAUCACAUUCGGCCCCGGAUUGAUCUUAUUGUGUUUAUGAUUAACGUACAAAGCAAAUACGGCUUUAAGAAUAUUGAAGCUUCAUUAGCCCAUGUUGAUGCCAACUUCUUCCUUGGGAAAGUCUGCUUCCUCGUUACAGGUGUUGGUCGGGUGAAUCACUGCAGCGUAGACAUGAGUGCUGUCCGGAAACUGGGAGAUGUGUAUUGUAGCCCCCUCAUAUUCUGCGAGUUGGAGUUGGAAGGGAUCAGAAUCUCCACAGCUCAGCGGCUGCUCCGGAUGUUGCAGAUCUGUGCUGGCCAUGUACCAGGGGUUUCUGCCCUGUUCUUCAGCUCCUUGAUGAGAAGCUCCAAUGAUGAAUAGCUUCCCAACAUCAGUCCAGUAAUGUUCUUCCCCCUUCUGACUCAGUGUUAAGAUACUGAAACAGGUACCCUGCUGGGAAGCGUCUUAUGUUCUAUAACGAGGCCACCUUGCCCAGAGCUGCCCAUCUUUCCCCUAUGGGAAAGGUUGAGUUCCUGUUCAGUGGCCAGAGUUAGGGAAAGGAGGCCCUUAUGCAUUGUUAUUACUUUUGAAUCUCCAUUCCCCUUUUUCCAGUUAACACCACUAUUUGCUAGUGACCAGGAGCUAUGUAACACUCAGAGCUGUGAGGGAGGAGGGCACAAUUCAUCAGGUCAAUGCAUAUCAGGAGCAGGUAGCUGUACUUCAGAAGCACCGCAGUGAGGAAGAGCAGCAUUGCAGUACUAGUGCUCCCCUCCCACCUGGCAUCUGACUGACUGCCUCACCACAAUUUGGCUUUCUUGACUAGGGUUAAAAAUUCACUUCCUCAAACAAUGGCCUGAAAGGAAGGAACCAAGUUUAGCAGGAGCCAGACAUACAGCAGUUGGCAAAAAUAAACCAGCUGCUGAUGUGUUGUGAGCAAAGACAAGCUGGCUUUGCCGUUCUAAGGCUUUGACAUCUAACUGAAGAUGGAUUUGAAGGGUUUAAAAGGGACUGUCUGGCAACUUAGCUUGCUUGUUUCCUUUCAAGGAAAAAAGUACUUUCUCUGAGACAGGACCAGCAAUCAGUGUUUGGUGGGGAAACUGUACCCUCACUAUGCUCCUGAGUGACAAGAAUGGCUGGGAUGCUACAACUCAAAAGCUCCCGCAGGACUGCAUGCAUUUCAAGCAGUAGAUAAGAUGUCUAGAAGGGACUGAGACUUGUCCAGUAGGCUUGGAAAGGGUGCAGCUAUUAAAAAUGUGUGUAGAAAUUUGUCUUUGUCCUGUGAAUGAAGACCCAUAAAACCCUUUUGAUUUCAAGGUCUAAUUCAAAUUUGUUGACUGUCUCCAACUCUUGUUCACUUCUGCAACUCAAGCCUGUAAAAUCUGGAGAGAGAUCUUUUAUCUGUCCCUCUUCCACAGACCUACCACUUCUUUGCAUUCCACCCCUGCACCCCCCAAGGGAGGAUGGGGAUAGAUAUGGCUAACCUGGCUGGAAAUGUGCUGUAUAAAAUGCACAUGCUGCUUGCAAGUCAGACUCACAGAUUUUCACUGUCAGUAAUUCUCUAGAUCAGACUGGUCUGACUCAAAUAGCAGUAAUAAUGGGGUAAUCUCAAUGCAAAUUAAUGCCAGGGAUUGGAAGUUUAUUUUAAUAAAAUGUACAAUAAUUAAAAAAAACGAAUCCAACUCAUGCUGUUUUCUGAUUAUGGCUACAUGCUGUGAGUAUCUUUGCCAGGAGAACUGAUUGCUUUUCAUGAGUGUGCUGCUGUUCUGAUGUAGAGGUAACACAGAGGAUUUAGUGCAAUUUCAGUUACUUGAAAUGGACUGCAGUUUCCACUUUAACCAGGAGAUGGUGGCAAGAGCUUGUCAAUUUUAGAAAAUCCCCUGUACAAAUACCCUUGUCAGGCUGAAGUAGCCUUUGCAGUUGGUCUAUCCUCCAGGAAGAGCACAGACCAACUGCAGGUGCUUCCUCAGCCUGGCGAAGGGUAUUUGUACCCAAAAGCUCGCAAAGAAGCUUUCCCACUAUUUUAAUUGGUCUGAUAAGAAACAUUGGAUUUACUCAACCUUGUCUGCCUAUGUUCUUAAACCAGCAUGCUAAAACCUACAUCCCUGUGCUAAACUGCUCUCAGUACAAAGCAAAGGCAAUGUCCUUACUGAACAGGUCUUAGUUUAGGCUUGACAUUAUUUGAAAUGAAUAAAAAGUCAAACUGGGGGGGGGUGUUAUGGGGUUUACUUCACAUCUGGACUGCUCUAAUGUUCCUAACUUUGGAGCCCCAGCUUCUAGUGCUGUAGUUUCCCUAUAGCUUGCCUCUAGUCUUUCUUUCUCUCUCUCAGCAGCAAAAAGCAAUAGUAGCAAUGCAGGCUUAAUUAGCUGUGCAUUUUGGCAGUGGUCAGAGGUGACUCAAAAAGACUUGGGUCAUAAUCCAUACUCAAGGGCUGCAUAAAUCCCACCUACAACUGGCUUCUCACUGUGACAGUAGGACUGAGGUGAAGGGAAUGGAGAGGACCCCAUCAGUCAGCUAGAAUAAUAAGUGCAACAAUUUCAGACUGCAUUUUGCUGGAGGCAGAAACCCACUCUAGCUGCAGCCCAUGACAGGGAGCUCGAGUGUAUCCCUGUCUACAAAAGAUUUGAAGCCUAUGAUGCCUCAUUGGGUAUGUCCUGCUUUGUGGAUCCUGGCUGCAGUAAUUCAGGCCCUUCCUGUUAUCUAGCAGCAUUGUGAGGCCAGAAAGGGGGGAGGAAAAAUAUUUCCAGUGCUUUAAGUUUUCUGUCUGAACCUAGCCUUCCCUGUGGGUCUCUCAGCACGUACCAGGGCACAGUUCAGAGACUGAAAGGUUUCAAUUUGUUCUUGAAGCACAGGUGCAACUUGUGUUGGGGGCAGGGAGGAUGAAGGGGGUUGGGGGGUCAUAGAAAAAUGGUAAUUAAGUGUUCUUUUUCCCUUUUCUGGGUCGUGUAAAAUGGGUCCUUAUUGUGUCCCCUGUGCUCUUGUCUAAUCCAGUUCAUUUAGAAGUGGUCUGGACAACUGAAGCCACAAAGGAAUUUAAAAGCCAUUGCGUCCUUGGUGGAGGGAAAAUAACAUCCCUUAGUGAGACCUUUUAAGGCCUCAUAAAAUAUUUUCAGCAUAUCUCCCACUUGAACUACUUUGUCCAGUACUUCUGUUUGUAUCAUCAGAUUCAAAUCUGCAAUUAGAUAUGCUUUUAAUACAAUAUAUCCUCACCUACCACUGCUGUCAAGGAGGAGUAAGGGGGUAAAUGCUGCAACUUGUUUGUUCUGUCUCCUUUCAGAUACAUUUUCUGUUUAGAAUAACAUCCAAUUCCUUUAAGAAUAGCUGCAACAUUUUUAAACUGCAUUUUGCUAUAGACCACUAGACCAGGAGGAAGUGGUGGAUGAGGCUUUCUUCAAACAGCUAGUGGUAGUUUCCUGAUCACAGGCCCUGGUUCUCAUGGGGGACGUCAGUCACCCUGACAUCUGCUGGGAACGCAAUACAGCAGUGCGCAGGCAAUCCAGGAAGUUUUUGGAGAAUGUUGGGGGCAACUUCCUGGUAGAAGUGCUGGAGCGGUCAACUAGAGGACAUGCUCUUCUUGAUCUGUUGCUCACAAAACAAGGAAGAAUUGGUGGGGAAUGUAGUAGUGGAUGGCAACUUGGGCGUCAGUGACCAUGAGAUGAUUGAGUUCAGGAUCCUGAGGAAAGGAAGGAUGGAGAGCAGCAGAGUAAGGACCCUGGGCUUAAGAAAAGCAGACUUUGACUCACUUGGGGAACUCAUGGGCAGGAUCCCCUGGGAAGCCAGACUGAGGGUGAGAGGAGUCCAGGAGAGCUGGCUGUACUUCAAAGAAACCUUACUGAGAGUGUAGGAACAAACCAUCCUGAUGUGCAGGAAGGCUAUCAAGUAUGGCAGAAGACCAGCUUGGCUUAGCAAAGAACUCUUCAGUAAACUAAACCACAAAAAGGAAGCUUAUAAGAAGUGGAAACUUGGACAAAUAACUAGGGAAGAAUAUAAGAGCAUUGCUCAGACAUGCAGGAAGGCCAAAGCACAAUUGGAGUUGCAGCUAGCAAGGGAUGUGAAGGGUAACUAGAAGGGUUUCUACAAAUAUGUCAGUAGCAAGAGGAGGAUGAGGGAAAGUGUGGGUCCCUUACCUCCCCCAUUCAGCAACCUAGUGACAAGAUGUAGAAAAGGCUGAAGUGCUCAAUUCCCUUUUUGCCUUAGUCUUCACAGGCAUAGUUGGCUCCCAGACCACUGCACCGGGGAACACAGUUUGGGGAGAAAGUAAGCAGCCCUCAGUGCUGAAAGAACAGGUUAGAGUCUGCUGCAUAUGAAAACUGUGAAAGCUUGGAUAGUGUCUCUUGCAUAAAAAUGCAGAGCAGUGGCUGGGGCAAGACUGGAUUGUGGUAACAAGACUGCCACAAGAAAAUCAAACUCUGCUAAUGACUUGCAACCCAUUAGGUGUUGAGAUAGUGGAGUGCUUGCAGUACCCUACCCAUGCCAUAAUAAAAGUGGUUUAAAUUGCUGGCAGAGUUCUGAUGCGCUCAUCACAUAUGUGUACCUAAGAAAGCCCUUUAAAGAGAGGCUGAGCCAGUGAAGGGAAGGAAAAUGCAUAUGCAUUUCAUUUGACCUAGUAGCUAAAGGAAAAAAAAAAGACUAGAUAUCCAUCUCAAAAUAAACCUGUAAAAGGAGCACUGACUAUAGGGAGAAUGGAUGCCUGUUUUGAGAAAUGUGAGGAUGUCACAUGCAGAACAAUGUCACUCUAAGGUGUUGCACUGAAUAGUUCAGACACUUUUUUAUGUCUAAAGUUAUGAGCUGCUACAAAUGUUACCCCAAUGAUAAAUAAAUACCCAAAAACAAGUUUGGUGACACCUCUAAGUAUCCUGUCUGACGCUCAAGGCCCAUCAUCUGUGAUUAACCUAUAAUUUCAGAGGCUGCAGAAAUGCACAAUCUUUACACCUAGAUAAUUGAGAACAGGAGCCAGGCAAUUAACAGUUAUGAUAUGAUGAUCAACCUUUUCCUCCCUGUUUUGUUUGGACUUUAACUGACCAACCCUCAAGGAAAAUGCUUUGAAGAAACUGUAUAAAAACUAAGCAGAUUUGUCAACAAAGCGUGUGCAGUCCAGACAAGAAGCCAUCCUGCCACCCAGCCAACAAGCGAAGGACCCAUGCUUUGAGGCUGUACAAGAACUGCUUGCUGCCUGCACUGGGUAGAGAUCUCAGUUCAGCUAAGAUAAUACUAAGGACUAAUAGCUUACUUUAUAUUGGAACAGAGUCUUUUCUGUCAUUUAGUUUUUUAACUUGUUGGUAGUUAUUAAAGCAACCCUUUCUGCUAUUCAUCAA